AUGCCUAUCCGUGAUUCUGGAGAUGCUCACAAAGCCUUGGAACUUCUGGAAGAAUAUCAUUCACGAUUAACUUCUCCUCAUGAUAUUGAAUUACGAAAUGCAAUCGAAAAAAUUAUUACAACUUUUAAAACGAAUCUUUUUGAAACACUUAUAGAAAUUAAAAACUUUUACGAUGUUACAUUAAUGAGUACCAUAAAAACAUCUGAUCAAAAACUUUCUGAAGCCAGAAAUAUGGCUGAUAAAUGGAAUUCAAAUCCACCAUUUUCAUUUCGUAGAAAUGGUUAUGGUAUUGAUAAUAUUUCAUCAUCAUCAUUCUCUCAACAACAAACAACAGAUUUCCUUUCAAGGAAUGUAAAUGAAGAUUUUAAUGCAAAUACAAACAUUAAUUCUUAUAACAAACCUAUUACUACAGAUAGUUGGAAUACAACAACUAAAACAAUAGAACAUUCUAAUAGUUAUGGUAGAAAUUUAAAUAAUCCUCCUUACAAUACUAUGAUGACAUCUACAACAACCAAAACAACAUCUAAUGGUUAUUUAAAUCAAGAUGAUAGUAAAAAUUGGGAAAUUGAACAUAUUGUUUUAGAAAAAGGACAUACUGGAUUAGGAUUUUCAAUAACUGGUGGUUCUGAUCAAAUAACAGAAAAUGGUGGACCACAUGUUUAUGUUAGUGAUAUCACACCUGGAGGUGCUGUUGCAGCUGAUGGUAGAAUAAAGAUAAAUGAUAUUAUUCUUAAAAUUAAUAAUACUGAUUGUACAAAUGUACCACAUGAAGUUGUUGUUAGAGCAUUAAGAGAACCAGGAAAUUUAGUUAAACUUGUUCUUAAAAGAAAAAUUAAUAUUGAUGAUAGAAUUACAUCAUCACCAAUGAAUGGUAAUUAUAAUAUAUCACAAGGAAUAACUCAACCACCACCACCACGUGUACCAUCACAUUCAUCAUUAUCUGGACUUCCACCAAUAACAAGAAGUAUCUCUGAAAUAGAAAGAUUAGAAAGAAUGCCAGGAGUUAAAAAAAUUGAAUUAUUUAAAGGUACAAAAGGUUUAGGAUUUUCAAUUGCUGGUGGUGUUGGUAAUGAACAUGUACCAGGUGAUACAGGAAUAUAUAUAACAAAAAUAAUUUAUGAUGGUGCUGCAUAUAAUGAUGGUAGAUUACGUGUUGGUGAUAAAAUUAUAUGUGUUGAUGAUACACCACUUGAAAAUGUUACACAUGAUUUUGCUGUACAAACAUUAAAAUCUACAGGAAAUAGAGUUUUAUUAUUAUAUUAUUCAAAUCCACAUCCUGAAUUUACGGGAGAAUCAUUAAAUGAUGUUACUAGUGGUAUUAUUAGUAAUGGUGGAACACUUAGAAAUUCUAAUAGUUAUCAUAAUUUAUCAGUAUCUCAAACACAUUUAAAUGGUCAUAUUAAUUAUGGUAAUGAAUUUCCAACAUCACCAAGACAUGUUACAUUACUUAAAGGUAAUCAAGGACUUGGUUUUAAUAUUGUUGGUGGUGAAAAUGGUGAACCAAUAUACAUAUCAUAUGUUUUACCAGGUGGUCUUGCUGAUCAAUCUGGUAAUGUUAGAAAAGGAGAUGUAUUAUUACAAGUUAAUGGUGUUAAUGUUCAAAAUGCUUCACAUGGUGAGGCAGCACUUGCAUUAAAAAAUGCUGUUAAUCCUGUUACAUUAACUCUCCAAUAUCGUCCACUUGAUUUUGAGGCUUUUGAAAGAAAAUUAGAAAGAUUAAGAAAUGAUAUGAUUGCAGCAACUGAAAAUAUUAAUCCAUUUAUUGGUACAAAUAUUAAAAAAGGUGAUCUUUUUGUAAGAGCACUUUUUGAUAAUGAUUCAUCAAUUCAAAGUGGUAAUCCACAUCGUGCAUUAAGUUUCCAAUAUGGAGAUAUUCUUCAUGUAAUUAAUGCUAAUGAUGAUGAUUGGUGGACUGCUAAAAAAGUUAAUGAUUUUGGUGAAGAUAUAUCUGGAGAAGGUAUAAUACCAUCAAAAAAAAGAGUUGAAAAAAGAGAAAGACAAAGAAGAAAACAAGUUAAUUUUAAUCAAGGUAGUAUGAGUUUAGGUAGAAAUGGUAUGGAAGGAAGAAGAGGUAGUAGAAGUCAAUUAAGUUUUUCAAGAAAAUUCCCAUUUGUUAAAAGUACAGAAAGACUUCAUGAAUUAGCUGAACAAGAAAUUAAUACAAAUGAAGAACCAAUAUUUUCAUAUGAACCAGUUGAGUUACAACAAAUAUCUUAUGUACGACCAGUAAUCAUUCUCGGAGCAAUGAAAGAUCGUAUAAAUGAUGAAUUAGUAACAAGGCAACCAGAUAGAUUUUCUUCAUGUGUUCCACAUACAUCAAGACCACCAAGACCAAAUGAAGUUCAUGGUAGAGAUUAUUUCUUUGCUACAAAACAACAAAUGGAACAAGAUGUUAAAAAUAAUAUGUUUAUUGAAGCUGGACAAUAUGAAAAUAAUCUUUAUGGUACUAGUAUCAAAGCUGUUAAAGAUGUAUCAGAAUCUGGUUUACAUUGUAUACUUGAUGUUAGUGGUAAUGCUAUUAAACGCCUUCAAAAUCAAGCUAAUAUUCAUCCAAUUGCUAUAUUUAUUAAACCACAAAGUUAUCAUCAAUUACAAGAUUGGGAUCCAAUGUUAACUGAUGAAGAAGCUAGACGUAUGUAUAGUAGAGCUAUGAAAAUUGAACAAACAUUUGGUGAUCUAUUCACUUCUGUUGUUUGUGGUACGACACCUGAUGAAGUAAUGCAUAAAGUUAAUCAAGCUAUAUAUGAAAAUUCAAAAUCACAAGCCUGGGUACCAGCCAGAGGUGUACAAUUGUAA
Messenger RNA from Strongyloides ratti, 2796 nucleotides. Its product is annotated as Discs large homolog 1-like protein. The record is from RefSeq and is a predicted model, not a curated record. The transcript has 5 exons. Gene Ontology annotation, cellular component: neuron projection; postsynaptic density membrane; neuromuscular junction. Bases 1 to 2796 code for a protein of 931 amino acids. Gene Ontology annotation, biological process: chemical synaptic transmission. Gene Ontology annotation, molecular function: protein binding. Lineage: Eukaryota; Metazoa; Nematoda; Chromadorea; Rhabditida; Strongyloididae.